Serpula lacrymans var. lacrymans S7.9 is the source of this 931-nucleotide messenger RNA. RefSeq lists its product as uncharacterized. Gene Ontology annotation, cellular component: Swr1 complex. The transcript has 5 exons. The record is from RefSeq and is a predicted model, not a curated record. NCBI's taxonomy places the organism in Eukaryota, Fungi, Basidiomycota, Agaricomycetes, Boletales, Serpulaceae. Gene Ontology annotation, molecular function: nucleosome binding. The coding region runs from base 27 to 545 and encodes 172 amino acids. Gene Ontology annotation, biological process: chromatin remodeling.
GAAACAAGCUUGCUGCAAGUCAUAUAAUGGCACCCAAAAAAGCAAGGGAACAAGCCGCGAGGCAAGUCAACGCAGCCAAACAGAUCCUUGCACCAGAAAUCAUCGCGAAACGUACAAAGAGACAUCUCGAUGAACUAGAGCGGUCGAAUUAUGCGGAACCAUCCUUUUCACUACUUGGCGACGACGAGGAAGAUGGUGGUGGGGGAAAGUACGCAAAAGGACGAUCCCGACAGACCAUUUCUGACAAACGUCACUUUGAUAUCACUGGAAAGAGGAAGAAAUCCACCAUGAACGUUCGCACUGCGCUUUUGUACCGCAAGAAUCUCUCUACACUCAUCGAAGAGUCCGGUAUCGCACACCUUCCAGCACAUGUCCCUACUUAUCUGACGGCGGUGACGUCUCCUCCUAGAGAGCCUACGAGACUGAUUUGUUCGGUGUGUGGGUAUCAAGGGAGGUAUAAAUGCAGGAGGUGUGCGAUGCCUUAUUGCGACUUAAAUUGUGAAGGUGUGCACAACGAGACACGGUGCGAGAAAAGGGUCAUAUGAUGGCGCAAUACCAGAGGGCCGUUGCGACGACUGGGACUAUCACAACUCCUGGCCUGGUUUAUUCUUUCUGCGCUAUAACAGGUGCACAGUUCCCGGAUCGCUUGAUCGAACGGCAAUGGCGACGAUGGCAGCGCUUGGUUACGAAAGACGAUGGUCCACAUGCACCAUGUGGACUACAUGGCAGGCAAUGCUAGGCCAUGGCACUGCGAUUGCAGGAACGCUGCAACAUUGUUCACGACAGAUGGAUGAUCUACGCGCACUUUUAGUCCUCGAGACGAGAUCAGGCACGGUGUCUGGUACCUUAUUGCACCUUUCAGUAGGAAUUUAGAUAUGAUAUUUUCUGUAGAUUAGAUCAAAAUGGAGAGUAUUCAAGUCCAGGUUAUUGA